GUUUGUUACUGAAAAUGUAAAUCAGCUGUGCCGUCUCGUGUUUACGCUGCACGGCAUUCCUAAACGUUUCUAUAUAUUCAAUUUGUUUAAUUAAUUACUAAAAGAAGAUGAAAAACCAAGAGCUUAUCAAUUAUCUAGAGUCCUGUGGAGUGUGCCGCGUGUGCCAAUUGCGCUACCUAAAAGCUCGCGGCCACGAAUAUCGUGAUAUGCAGAAAACCUUUCAGCGCCUGGAUGUGAAAGUGACUGAAGAAGAUGUCCCAAAGGAUGACACACCUGGGGAGCAGCCGGCGAAGAAGCCACGUCUCAGCAUCUGUUCCACCUGCUUGGGUCUCUUCUCCAAGGAUUUUCAGACUCAACUAAUUGCCGGCAUUUUGCAAUCGGAUUUCGCCAAAUACGAUAGUGAGGGUAUUGUCCUCGCUAUAAGUCUGCCGAUGACUUUGCAACUACGACAACUCUCGAUGUGGUUCGCUUUGCAGCGUAAAUUUGGUCGAGCAUCCGUGGACGACAACUGUGCACCAGAUGUGCCCAUUAAGGAGGCGGUGAAAUUGAUACUUCAUCCAAUUGUAUGUGCACAGCUGGGCAAGGAGUACGAUGCCAAUGGAAUGAUGAUUAACAUUGAGUUAAGGCACAGCACGGAAACUGAUGAUGUGGCCAAACUAGUGGAGCUCAAUAGAGCGGCAUUUCCCGCCAAGGCGGCGCAUCAGAAACGAAUUGAAAUCUCGCGUGGAUUGCUUGAGAAACAAUAUCAGCCGUCGCGGCUUAAGGCUGAUCUCUUUGAGAAAUACCUGCCCAUACCGCCAGCCGCUGUCAACGAUCCUCUGCAGCUGCAAUCCAUUGAGCUGGCUGGUCCAUUGGUAUGUGUAGCUGGGCGAUAUCGCAAGCUGAGUCGGGAACUCUCCCAUACACCUUGGGUGCUCAAUGGACAGCGCAUCAUGGAGGACAGCAUUGAGGAGAUAAUUGUACGCAACGUUGGAAUGCAUUUCAGUGAGACGCCCGAAAAGAUCACAUUCAUGUCCAGUGGUCGCGAGGAUGUAGAUGUCCGUUGCCUGGGCAAGGGGCGUCCCUUUGUGCUGGAAAUACCCAAUUCCAGAUGCAGCAGCAUGACCCACCAACAAGCCUUUGAUAUGGAACAAGCUGUGGAUCUCACCGGCAAGGUAUCCAUUCACAAUCUGCAGGUUGUGCCGCGUGAGCAGCUGACGCACAUCAAGACGGGUGAGGAGCAAAAGCGUAAAUAUUAUCGCGCUCUAUGCGUACUCGACGAGCCGGUUACUCUGGAAAUUCUACAAAAGCUGCAAAUCUCCGAGAGCUUUGAUAUACAACAGAAGACACCCAUUAGGGUUUUACAUCGCCGACCAUUGCACACGCGUCCACGCACAAUAUUCAGUGUUAAAACCUGUGUUCAACGAGAUAAUCCACGACUACUAAUCAUCGAUUUGGUCAGCCAGGCGGGCACAUAUAUCAAAGAGCUGGUACACGGCGAAUUCGGACGCACCGCACCUUCCAUUUCUUCGAUUAUUGGGAAACCCAUUGACAUUUUGGCCUUAGAUGUGGUUGGCAUUGACUUGGAUUGGCCAGCAGAUGUAAAUAAUGCAGAAAAUGUAGACAAAUGCUGAAACGGUUACUUUUUGAAUAUAU
Drosophila innubila is the source of this 1635-nucleotide messenger RNA. It is a transcript of the gene Pus10, whose product is annotated as putative tRNA pseudouridine synthase Pus10. Lineage: Eukaryota; Metazoa; Arthropoda; Insecta; Diptera; Drosophilidae. The record is from RefSeq and is a predicted model, not a curated record. Gene Ontology annotation, molecular function: RNA binding; pseudouridine synthase activity. The coding region runs from base 108 to 1613 and encodes 501 amino acids. Gene Ontology annotation, biological process: tRNA pseudouridine synthesis. The transcript has 2 exons.